Molecule: messenger RNA, 399 nt
Organism: Colletotrichum abscissum
Lineage: Eukaryota; Fungi; Ascomycota; Sordariomycetes; Glomerellales; Glomerellaceae
Product: CVNH domain-containing protein
Exons: 3
Coding region: 1-399 (132 amino acids)
Source: RefSeq, a predicted model, not a curated record
AUGAAGACCUUCUCCAUCGCCGUUGCCAUGCUAGCGUCCCUAGUCGCUGCAGGGGACUUUAGCAAGAGUUGCACGGACGAACACGUCGACCCCGCAACCCAGGUUCUGACGGCGAACUGCAGCGCCGGUGACGGCAAGGGCACGGUUAAGUCGACUUCCCUUGACCUCAACCAAUGCUUCACCUACACGGGCACCAAGAUCCAGUACAGCGGCAAAGGCCACUUGGGUGAUUCCUGCAGCGACUGCUAUGUCUACCGCAUCGAGGACCCGGUCUACGGGCCGAUUUUCGGCACCACCCGUGUUUGGCUGAGCUGCUCUUGCAACGGCUCCGAGAGUCAAAUCGAACUUGAUACUACGCCCGUGUCCAACCAGUACGGAACUCUGAGCUGCACAUCAUGA